AUAAACGCAGUGCCGAAGCUAAAGACUACGAUGACUACUACUCCUACUAUGAUUACUAUGAUUACGAUGACUAUUACUACUCCUACUAUGAUUACGAUGACUAUUACUACUCUGAUUACUACGAUUACGAUGAUUACUACUACUCCUACUACUCUUACGAUGAUUAUGACGACUACUACUACAAAAAAUCAUCCUACAAACGAAGUGCAAUGCCAGCUCGUACAUAAACGUGCUGCUAAAUCCGCUCCACAUAACAACAAGCGUGCUGCAAAACCUGCUGCAAAACACGAAUCCACCAAAAAGUCAUUUUUUGCUCUUUGCCCUUUAUUCCCUUAUACAAAAUGUACUAGUCAUUAUUUUAUAUGA
Molecule: messenger RNA, 366 nt
Organism: Dentiscutata erythropus
Lineage: Eukaryota; Fungi; Glomeromycota; Glomeromycetes; Diversisporales; Gigasporaceae
Source: the annotation of a GenBank genome assembly